Messenger RNA from Entamoeba invadens IP1, 1179 nucleotides. RefSeq lists its product as hypothetical. Gene Ontology annotation, biological process: biosynthetic process. Bases 1 to 1179 code for a protein of 392 amino acids. Gene Ontology annotation, molecular function: pyridoxal phosphate binding. The record is from RefSeq and is a predicted model, not a curated record. The transcript has a single exon. NCBI's taxonomy places the organism in Eukaryota, Evosea, Mastigamoebida, Endamoebidae.
AUGUCCUUUGAUAACCCACCCACUCGUGUAGGUACAAACGCAUUCAAAUACAAUAUCACGCCAUACCCCGUGAACAAAACCGUUCCUAUUCACCCGCAUUGGGUAGCUGAUAUGGACUUCCAAGCCCCUCCUGCGAUUCGUGAAGCGUUGACUGAUUUAUGCAAAUUGGGGAUCUUUGGGUACUCCAGUGUACCAAAUGAGUUAUAUAGAAACAUAACGCGGUACUUAUCUACACAUGGCUGGGACUUUACGGAAGAUCGCUUAAAGCAAAGUCUCAUGUUUUCGCCCGGUGUAGUCUCCGGGAUAGGUCUAGUCCUUCACGCGAUCACAAAAGAGGGCGACGCCGUCUUAUUCAACACUCCGUCGUAUCCGCACUUCUUCGAGUCCGUGACUGAAACGCACCGGAAGGUAGUCGUGAACAAAAUGGUCCACAACGGCGACACUUGGGACAUCGAUUUUGAGGAGUUAGAGAAGCAAAUAGUUUCGGAGGAUGUGAAAGUCUAUAUUUUCUGUUCUCCACACAACCCGACGGGUAAAGUGUUUACACAAAAAGAGCUCGAAAAGGUCGUUUCUAUCUGUCAUAGGCACCAUGUCGUCAUAAUCUCUGAUGAAAUCCAUUGUGACAUAAUUCUUCCCGACCAUCGACAUAUUCACACGGCCACUGUAGACACUGCUGAAGACAUCACAAUCACUUUCUUAGCUCCUAGUAAGACUUAUAACAUCCCUGGAUUGAACUUAGCCUUCAUGCUAUGUACUAAUAACGUUCUCUAUAAAAAGGUAUCAGAGUAUGCCUGUGGUCUUGGCGUCUCCUUUGGAAACUUAUUUGGCUUUGAAGCUAUGACUGUUGCUUAUAGUGGUUUGUGUGAGGACUGGCGACUCGCCUGUGUCAAUUACAUUCAUUCUAAUGGUCUCUUAGUUCGUCACUACUUACAGCAAUAUCUCCCAAACAUCCAUGUGACUCUUCCAAACGCUACAUUUUUGCUCUGGCUUGACUUCUCAAACCUCAAUUUAGAAAACGACGAAAUCGACAAAAGGCUUGCUGACCGCGGAAUAGUUUUCAAUCAAGGAAAGUCAUUUGGAAAUGGUUUCGAAUAUUUCAGAAGGUUUAACAUCGCUGCUCCCCAAACUGAAAUUCAAUCCGUACUUAACUUACUCAGAGAUGCUUUUCAAACUAAUUGA